Molecule: messenger RNA, 1323 nt
Organism: Nymphalis io (European peacock)
Lineage: Eukaryota; Metazoa; Arthropoda; Insecta; Lepidoptera; Nymphalidae
Gene: TFAM
Product: transcription factor A, mitochondrial
Exons: 5
Coding region: 143-892 (249 amino acids)
Molecular function (GO): transcription cis-regulatory region binding
Source: RefSeq, a predicted model, not a curated record
UAAAACUAAAUUCAAAUCUCUCCCACUCAUAUCAUAAGUCAUUCCAUUCACUUUGACUCAUGUGACAUUUUAUUUGCGGUUAUUUUUUCUUAACCUGAGAAAGUAAUAUAUAUUUAAUGAAAAUAUCACAUAAUACUUAAUUAUGUCUCCUUUUAGUCAUUUAUGUCGUUUAAGUAACUUCAUAACAGGCAGCUAUAAGAAUGUUUUACUUGGAAGAACAAACUGGAUUAAUCAAAGUCAAAUAUGUAAUUAUACGAAAAAAUCUGCUGAAGCGAAGUUAGGAAUUGAGAAGCCAAAGAGACCUUUAACUCCAUUCUUUAAGUUCAUGACCCAGAUGCGCCCUGCUCUUCUCGCCAAAAAUCCUGGCAUAAGCUCUAAAGAAGCCAUAGCUUGGAGUUCUAAACAUUGGCAACAGUUAGACAGUGAGACAAAGUCACAAAUGGUAAAAGAAUAUGAAAAAGAUCUAGAAGACUACAAAAAGAUCAAAGAUAUCUAUGAGUCCUCACUCACUGAUCAGCAAAAAGAGGAUAUUAAGAGAGUCAAAGAUGAAAUGGCCACUGCAAAAGAAAAAAGAAAGCUGAAAGCUGAAUAUAAAGAAAUGGGCCGGCCAAAAAAACCAAUGUCUUCCUAUUUCUUAUUUGCCCAAUCAAGAAGUGAUACAUUAAAGGGUAAUGAUAUAAAAGAAUACCAAAAGAAACUGAGAAUGGAUUGGCUGAAUUUACCUGAGAGUGAAAGAGUUGGAUUCGAAAAACAGGCUCAAAAUCUUAUGAAUAAGUAUAAGAAAGACUUAGAAGCGUGGGAAUUGAAAAUGUUAUCAAUAGGUCGUUCAGAUCUAAUCAGGCAGAAAAAUGUCCGACCGAAAAAACCAAAAUCUGCAUUAGAUACACAAUAGGAACUCGGGUGCUCUGACGUAUCAGUUAAUUCUUUACAAAAAAAAUCUAAUGAUAAAGACAAUAUUUCUAGCAUAGCAAAUACAGAAGGAACAAUUAAACCAAUAUUAACACUUCCUAAUGUUUCUCUGAAAUCUGAUGAUUCAGGAGGAAAAAGUUAUAUUAAUAAUAAUAUACCAGCAUUAGACAAAGUAUGUCAGAGCACGGGUGAAAAGAAAACUGUUAAAAAUAGUUUAAAAGAAUCAGAUAAUACCUCAAAAACCGAAGACAGAAAGAGUAAGACGAUUAUGACUAGUAUUAAAAGUUUUUUUAAAUUUUAGAGUUUAGUUAUAUUUAGCUUGCAGCAGUUUUGACAUCAUUUAGUUGAAGGAUUUGCAAUGUAUAAAUUCAUUUCUUUAAAGUAAUGUAAGUACUUCAUAAAGAUUUAUGCAUU